AUGGCAAAUAUUUCACUCUCAAUAACACUUGUGAUUCUCUUGUGUGGCUUAACUCUUGCAUCAAGAACAAAAAUAUUACCACUCAGCAGCACUGUUACUGCAUUGGCACCAGAGCUCAGUGAUGGUGUUUGCUCAUCACUAGUGAAAACACAAGGCUAUGCUUGUGAAGAACACUUGGUAUUGGUGCCUAACAAUACACAUGCUCGAGCUGAAGAAAGAAAUGGAUCUCCAUUGCAGCAAGAAAACUGCAGAUCGAAUGCAUCAGAGCUCCCAUCUGACCACACCCGUAUUUGGUCAGACCUUUCAGCAACUGCAGUUAAAAAUACUAGUGUUAUGGAAGAAAGGCAGGCACAACAAGGAACAUCUUUGAAUGAUAAUGAACAAAGAGAAAUUCAAAGGAUUAUGAUUUUUGUUUUUGAUGGUGUGACAUGGUUAUUGCUACCACCAAGCCAAUCUCUUGCAUUCCUUUUGGCGGAUAAUGGUUUUGAUGUUUGGAUUGCCAACUCGCGCGGAACCAAAUAUAGUCAUCAACAUACAUCCUUUUCUAGUAACAGCUCGGAUUAUUGGAAUUGGUCAUGGGAUGAAUUGGUAGCAUAUGAUCUUCCAGCAACAUUCGAGUUUAUCUUUUGCUCAUCCGGUGGUUCUAGUGAAUGUUUUCAAAUGUUUCUUCUACAGGCUGUUCAAUUACUUUUGGAUUGUCGUGACCGUCUGAGCUCAGAAGACUUGAGCAAUAAAGCUGAUAGCAGCCCAACAGACUCACAGAAGCUGGAUCCAAUUCAAGUAUACAAUACUAAAGGAUCAAAGAAUUUAGAAGUAAGAAUAUUGCUCUAG
Molecule: messenger RNA, 831 nt
Organism: Vicia faba (fava bean)
Lineage: Eukaryota; Viridiplantae; Streptophyta; Magnoliopsida; Fabales; Fabaceae
Source: the annotation of a GenBank genome assembly